Effrenium voratum is the source of this 6756-nucleotide messenger RNA. Lineage: Eukaryota; Dinophyceae; Suessiales; Symbiodiniaceae. The record is from the annotation of a GenBank genome assembly.
GUUAGGUUUGGGUCCGGAUUCCGGUCAGAGGAUUCCAAAGCUUGCCCAGAAAUUGUGAGCUUGCCAGGCCUGAAAGCACAGGCGCUCACAGGGACGACCCAGUCCAUUCAGGACAAUGCUAUCAAUUUUCAAGGAGGAUCCUCAGCUGGGUGCGCAUGAAUCCAACAUCAUGCACCGAAUCAACGCCUUCCGUGGCUGGAAGGAACAGUUCAGGACGAGCGAAGGUGGCAUCGAGCAGUUCGCCGAGGGAUACAAGACCUUUGGAUUUCAAAGGCAUGAGUCUGAGAACAAGUGGACCUUCACAGAAUGGCUGCCGGCAGCGAGGAAGGUGUACCUGAUCGGCGAUUUCAACAACUGGGACAAUACUCAUCCGCUUACUCCAGGUGAGUUUGGGCGUUGGAGCAUCGAUCUGCCCGACAAGCGUGACGGCAAAUGGGCAGUGCCCCACAGGUGUGAAAUCCGUUUGCGAAUAGAGACCGAGUUCGGCAAAGUGGAGCGUGUGCCUGCUUGGUCUAAGUUGGCACGGCAGAAUUCUGACGUGAACGUCUUCAACGGCGUGAUGUGGGAGCCAUCUCCCUCGGCGCGCUAUGUGAUGCGACAUGCAAGGCCGCCGCGCCCACAGAACCUGAAGAUCUACGAAGCCCAUCCAGGCAUCGCAGGAAAAGAGGAGCGAAUUCACACGUACUUGGAAUUCAAGGAGAUCCUGCCCCGCAUCAAACGUCUCGGCUACAAUGCUUUGCAGGUCAUGGCAGUGGCGGAGCAUGCUUGGCACGGCUCCUAUGGUUACCAUGUCACCAACUUCUUCGCCCCAGCAAGCAGACUGGGCACGCCGGACGAGCUCAAGGAUCUGGUGGACACGGCCCACGCCUACGGCCUGACGGUGAUUAUGGACUUGGUGCAUGCGCACUGCUCUUCUGACCAGGUGGAUGGCCUCGCUGCCAUGGAUGGUACCGACAACUGCUACACGCAUGGCGGAAGCAAGGGCAAGCAGGAGCAAUGGGGCACCUCGCUGUUCGACUACGGCAAGUACGAGGUCCUGCGCUUUCUGUUGUCCAACCUCCGGUGGUGGAUCGAGGAGUACGGAUUUGACGGCUUUCGCUUCGGAGGAGUCACCAGCAUGCUGUACCACUCCCAUGGCAUCGGCAAGUCGUUUGGCCAUGACUACCACCAGUACUUUGGGAUGGAUGCCGACAUCGAGUCCAGUACCUACCUGAUGCUCGCGAACUACCUCGUGAAGAAGCUGCUGCCGCGCUCCGGCGUGACCAUCGCUGAGGAUUCGUCUGGCAUGCCCACUCUAUGCCGACCCGUUGAGGACGGAGGUUUUGGCUUUGACUACUGCAUGGCCGUGCAAGUGCCUGGCCUGUGGACCAAAAUGCUGCAGGAGCAGCACGACGAGGCCUGGAGCGUCAGCCGGAUGGUGAAACACCUGCAGAAGAAGCGGUUCAAGGAGCCCUGCAUCGUCUAUGCGGAGUGCCAUGAGCAGGCCAUCGAGGGCCGGACGCUGGCCUCGUGCCUCAUGGGCGCCGAGAUGUGCUCCCACAUGAGCCUGCUGGACCCGGAGAGCGAGGUCAUCGAACGGGGCCUGGCCUUGCACAAGAUGAUCCGCCUAGCCUCUAUGGCGCUGGGUGGAGAGGGCUACUUGAACUUCAUGGGCAACGAGUUUGCGCACCCCGACUUUGUGGCGCUGCCCUCCGAAGACAACGGCUGGAGCCAUGAGCACGCCAUCCGACGCUUCGAUUUGCCGGAGUCCGCCGACCUGAAGUACAAGUUCUUCGAGGCCUUUGAGGAGGCAAUGCUGGCCCUGGAGAAUCGCUUCAAGUUCAUGACCUCUCAGCACCACCACUGCGCCCGCAAGGAUGAUUCCGACAAGGUCCUGGUUUUCGAGCAUGGGGACUGCCUUUUCGUCUUCAACUUCAGCCCCAAGAAGAGUUUCACGGAGUACCGCGUUGGACAUUCCUGGGACGAGGGCCUGCGAGUGGUGCUUGACUCGGAUGAGCCGCGCUUCGGCGGCCAGAACCGACUGCAGUGGGGCCACGAGAACACUCUCGAGCUGCUCGACGGAUGGGACUCGAGGCCGUUCUCUGUCACGAUGCCCGUCCCCAGCCGCACAGUGCAGGUCCUGGUGAGGGAGUCACUCCUGGAGGGCGGCGUGACAGUUCGGCUCGGUACGGGCCCAACCUCUGCUUGGCCCUUCCCAGCAGGAGAGCUGCUUCUGGCCACCGUUGACACUGACGGAAAUGUGGUGCAGGUGCUGAACUUUGCAAUGUCCCAGGGCGCGCUGAUGGUGAAGCUGCCGGGACCAUUCGCGGCCUUCAAGGUGUAUUGGGAGGUCCAGAAGGGCGGAGUGACCCGCGGUGCAUCGAACCGAUCCGCCAAGAAGGUGAAGCUGCCGUUUGCGCUGGACACCUAUCGGGUCCACUUUCCCGGAACCUACGUGCUGGACUGCUUCGGCAAUUUGAAAGGUGUGGAGGACGGCGCGGCAAGCUCGGCCUUGCAGGGCGAUGGUGUGCCCCCAGGGUGCAAAGAUGUACCUGCCUGCCUGAGUCGGCCGCAGUACGUCCGCCGAACCCCGAUGGUGACCCCCGCACAGUCAGAGCCGGAGGAGCCGAAGAGCGAGCCGAAGCGCCAGACAGAGCCAGACCAGUUCGUCCGAACUCAGCCGCAGCCUGAGACGCCGGAGGCACCGGUUGCGCUGGAGGAGGAGGAAGCAGCGCCGGAAGCGGAGGAAGCAGCGCCGGAAGCGGAGGUUUCCGCAGCUCAGGAGGCGCCCGUGUAUGAUGAGAUGCCGCAGGCCAGCUUGAGCCAGAUGUCCUUCGCGGAGUCAUCCUUGGAGGCGCAGACCUCCCGGGAGACACAGACCUCUCAGGAGACACAAACGUCUCAGGAGACUCAGGAUGGGACCAGCACCAGCCCGGAAACCUCCGUGCAGGCGACUGAGGGCCAGGUCAUAGAGGAGUUGGACAAGGCCACUGUAGCUGAGGUACAGGCCGGAGCCACGUCUGGAGCCUUGACGAAGAAGGGCUCCCUCUCGUUGCUGCCGGAGCUCAGCGAUUCCCCGCUGAAGGCCGAGAUGAAAGAGGAGGUCGUUGAGGAGGUCCCGAAGCAGAGGCGCAGGUCUCGGAAGGUGAGGGAUGCCGCGUCCAAGACCAUGGAGAAUGGACAGGUGCGGCGGUCGCGUUCCAAGAAGGAACCAAAGCCGGUGCUGCAGGAGGCGGAUCUGGCUUGGCUUCAGGGCGCGAGGAAGGUGCCUCUGCAGCAGGACUCGGUGAAGCAGCCGGAGCCGGAGCCGGGGGCGACGCGCGUGAAGUCGACCCUGCAGGUCGCGAAGCGGCACUCCAGAAAGGAGGCCAGCGACUUCCUGGCCACCUGCAAGGACACCGCGCUGGAGGCCGAGCCGGAGCUCCAGGAGCCGAAGACGCCUCGCAAAGAUCGGAAGCCCUCCAUGUCCUGCCGGGGCAAGUCGAUGUCGCAGCUGCCGGAGCCGGAGUCCUCCAAGGCAAGCGACGAGACAGUGGAGACCGAGCAGGAACGCAAAGGCUCGAUGCGAAGAAAGGCUUCAAGGUCUUCCAUGGAUGAGGAUGAGAAGAAGUCUGAGAAGUCUGGCGAGGAGCGCCGCUCGAGGAGGAAGGCUUCAGGGCCAGCCGAAGAGGCUGACAAGAGAUCGGAGAAGUCUGGCGAGGAACGCAAGAGGUCCACGAGAAGAAGCGCUUCGCGGCCCUCCCUGGAGGAUGACAAAAAGUCAGAGAAGUCUGGCGAGGAGCGCAAAAGCUCGAUGAGAAGAAAGGCAUCCAAAUCUUCCCUGGAGGAGGACGAUAAGAAGUCUGAGAAGUCUGGAGAGGAGAAGUCCCGCAGGUCUCAGGAGAAGGUUGAGAAGUCCAGGUCCGAGCGCUCCGAGCGCUCCGACCGGUCCCAGAGGUCCGAGCGCUCGCAGGAGCGGAGGACGAGGAGCUCCCGUCGCGGUCCCGCGGAGACUCAGGAUGCGCAUGCCAUCGCCGAGGCAGAGAGGCUGGCGCAGGAGGCCGCGCAAAGACAAGCGUACGAGCUUGAGCAGGCACACUUGAGGGCGCAAGAGGAAGCCAGGAUCAGGGCAGAGGAGAUCGAGCGGAUCAGGACAGAGGAGACCGAGCGAAUCCGUGCAGAGGAGCUCGAGAAGUUUAGGGCCCAGGAGGAAGCCAGGAUUCGAACGGAGGUCGAGCGAAUCAGGGCAGAAGAGGAAGCCAUCAGGGCAGAGCAAGAGGCCAGGAACAGGGCUCAAGUGGCUGCGCAGAUGCCAGCCUACGAAGAGGUGAUGCGAACUUCGAGAAGGGGCUCAAUUUCCAUGCUGCCCGCAGAGGAGGUGGAGACGCCCCGUCUUUCGCAGACUCGACGACGGGGCUCGAUGUCUAUGCUGCCAGAGCCGAAGCAGGAGACCGAGCUGGCUCGAGAGCCCAGUCAGAGUGGCAAGGCGCGGUCGGUCGCCCAGCCCAAGUUCUCGAAGGCGGCGCCCCGGUCGUCCAAGUCCGUGCCGCCCAAGCGAGAGCUUCGGGAGGCGCACGGCAGCAUCUCGAAGCAGGUGGUGAUCCCUUACAGCCAGCAGGUGGGCGCGCCGUACAUGCCACAGAUGCAGGCUGAGACGCCCAAGUUCGUUGAGGACCCGCCUUUGCUGGCCGAAGCUGUGCGGAAGGGCUCCUUGUCCCUGCUCCCAGACCUGGAUUUCGCCAAGGAGCCAGAGGAGGAGAUCAGACCCAAGUGGUCCCAGCACGAGGCACACUACCAGCCGCAGUACCUCCAAGCGGAUGAAAUGCCGCGCAUGGCGCAGGAUCAUCACUGGGAGGAGCUCAAGAAGGAGGCGAGCCGCGCCGAGGGCAACGUCACGCCCACCUCCGGCACCCAGACGCCCAAGACCAAGGAGGGCGUGUCGGAGGCCAACUCGGACAGCGGCCCUGAGAUGGAGCGGAUCUUCUCGCUCUCGGCGUUGGACUCUUUGCUGCAGGACCCCGAGGCCAAGGCGGACUUGCGGCACCACAUGGAGCAAGAGGAGCUGGAGGACCACAGGCCGAAGUACCAGAGCGAGCACCUCUCUACUCCCGUGGUGGUGGUGUCCUCUGAAGUGAACCCCUGGUCCAAGACGGGGGGCCUGGCGAUGGUGGCAGGCUCCUACGGCUACGAAUUCGCCAUGCGGGGGCACCGCACCAUGGUGGUGUCCCCCAGGUAUAGCGCCUACCCGGACGCCCACUACAUUGGCUAUGCCAAGAUCUGGCUGGACAACCGGGAGCAUGAGGUGCAGUUCUUCCAUUUGUAUCAGGAUCUCGGGGACGGCAAGGGCACGGACUACAUCUUCGUGGGCCACGAUUGCUUCAUGCGCGGAGGUUUGUAUGUGGACAACCAGGGCAAGGAGUACGAGGACAAUCUCUUCCGCUUCUCCUUGCUGACUGUCGCGUCGCUGGAGGCGCCCCUGGUCUUGAACAUCAGAGGAAAGACCUUUGGGCAGGACGUGCUCUUCAUUGCCAAUGACUGGCAGACGGGCUUGCUUCCGGUGUACCACUUGUACAAGUACCGGCGGAACAAUACCUACCGAAACUCCCGCUGCGCAUUUGUCAUCCACAACAUCGGCUAUCAGGGCAAGUACCGCAUCAGCAAGUUCCCCCUGGACACCUACCUCGGGCUGCCAGCGGAGGCCAUCGGGCUUCUGCAGGGUGAGGAUCUGAACCUGGGCGAGGACUGCAUGAAUCUGAUGUCCGCGGCCAUCCUGGCGUCCGACCGGGUGCUCACGGUGUCUCCCAACUACUCGGUGGAGAUUCAGAGCCCCGAGGGCGGACAGGGCCUUCACAGCAUCCUGCAGGAAAAGGGCCGUCAGAUGCGCAUGGCGGGCAUCCUGAACGGCAUCGCGGACGAGUGGAACCCCAGCGUGGACCCCCACAUCCCCAUGCAGUACAGCUUGAGGAACUUCGAGGAGGGCAAGGCCAUGUGCAAGCGGGACAUGCAGCGCUCGCUUGGUCUACACGAGGACCUCGGCGCCGCACUGCUGGGCUUCUGCGGCAGGCUUUGCUACCAGAAGGGCGUUCAGCUGAUCACUGAGGUGAUCCCCUGGCUGCUGGAAUAUGAGAGCAGCGGCGUGCUGGGCCGCGUGCAGAUCAUUCUCAUGGGCAAGGGCGAGGACAACUAUGCAACACAGUUGCGGGAGGCGGAGAACCAGAACAAAGGAAGAGUCUGUGGGUACGUAGGCUUCGACCCCAAAGUGGAGCACCGGAUGAUGGCGAGCUGCGAUUUUCUCCUGAUGCCUUCCCAGUACGAGCCCUGCGGACUUCCGCAGAUGUAUGCGCAAGCAUACGGCACCUUGCCGGUAGUACACGAGACCGGCGGCCUUAAGGACUCUGUCGCCGGUCUUUGGGAUGAGCAUCGUGACCGAGACACUGCCACGGGGUUCCUCUUUACUGGUUUUGACGAGAACCAUUUGAAGGAACGGCUCUACCAGGCGCUUGAAGUCUUCCACAAGAAGCAGGACCUAUUUAAGCAGAUGCAAAUUAACGGCAUGCGCAGCAACUACUACUGGCCGCAGGCCAUUGACGAGUAUGAGCGCCACAUUGACUGGACAUUGAACAGUUCUGCGGCGGUUGGCUAGGCCACUGCUGAACUUCUCGAUUAGAGAACGUUUCGGGUCCUCUGUGGCUCGCGAUUUGGUCCGUGUGGAGGGCUUGAAGCACCGGUGACUGGCUGGCUUUGGAGGUUGUUUUAGAGCGGACAGGCCAUGUUCAGCCGAAUAUGUCAGAACCCCCC